Messenger RNA from Nelumbo nucifera (sacred lotus), 1735 nucleotides. RefSeq lists its product as uncharacterized. The record is from RefSeq and is a predicted model, not a curated record. NCBI's taxonomy places the organism in Eukaryota, Viridiplantae, Streptophyta, Magnoliopsida, Proteales, Nelumbonaceae.
GCUUCUCGCACCCAUUCGAGAACCAGUAAUCCAUCCACAAUCCAUACACUACGUGAACAGUACAUAGCAGUCUGCACUUUGCACGGCAGUUCACAAGUCACAACCGACCCUUCCACCAUUAAUGGCCUCUCCUUUAUCGUUCCUAUGUGCGUCUCUCUCUCCACAGUCGUUAUGGAUAUCGCAAAAAUCAACCCACCUUUGCCGCCAUUGUCUUCCAGCGGUCUCAAUUCCCUCGACAAGCUCUUCUAUCUCUCACCAGCCAUUUCGAAGGAAAAAGAAUAACAUCCUCUCACCUCUCAUCAUUACUAAGGUCCCCAACUCAAGUCGAUGUGCAACGACCAGAGCCCAGUUGAACUUUCCUCUCAUUUCCCCUCAAGACCAAUGGGGAACAUGGACAGCUCUCUUUGCCACGGGCGCCUUCGGUAUCUGGUCCGAGAAGACCAAAGUGGGGAGCACAUUGAGUGCUGCCCUGGUGAGCAUACUGGUUGGGCUUGCGGCUAGUAAUCUCGGAAUCAUACCUUACGAAUCUCCAGCUUAUUCGAUAGUGAUGGAGUAUCUGCUCCCCAUGGCUGUUCCGUUAUUGCUGUUUAGAGCGGACUUGCGUCGUGUGGUACACUCAACAGGAACAUUGCUCUUGGCUUUCUUGCUUGGAUCAGUUGCUACAACAUUUGGAACAUUAGUGGCAUAUCUAAUGGUGCCCAUGCGAUCACUUGGUCAAGAUAGUUGGAAGAUUGCAUCUGCCCUCAUGGGCAGUUAUAUUGGUGGAGCUGUUAACUAUGUUGCUAUUUCGGAGGCUCUUGGCAUUACUCCCUCAGUUUUGGCUGCUGGACUAGCUGUGGACAAUGUUGUUUGUGCUGUAUAUUUUACAUUACUCUUUGUGCUAUCAUCUAAAAUACCUCCUGAAAGUCUGAGAUCAACUAAGGUGCAUCAUGAAUCUGGUCUGAUGGAUACGAAGUCUGCGGCCAGAAACAAGCUCCCUGUACUACAAACUGUUACUGCUCUUGCCAUGGCCUUCUUCAUCUGCAAAACUGGCACUUAUCUGACAAAGUUAUUUGCAAUUCAAGGAGGUAGCCUUCCAUGUAUAACAACAAUUGUGGUAAUUUUGGCAACUUUAUUUCCCGCACAAUUUGGCUACCUUGCACCUGCUGGUGAGGCUGUUGCUCUGAUCCUGAUGCAGGUCUUCUUUGCUGUGGUGGGUGCAAAUGGGAGUGUAUGUGAUGUUAUCAAUACUUCUCCCAGCAUUUUAUUGUUUGCUCUGCUCCAAGUAUCCAUCCAUCUCAUGGUGAUCCUUGGACUUGGAAAGCUACUACGAUUUGACCAGAAGCUGUUGCUGUUGGCAUCAAAUGCCAAUAUUGGAGGCCCUACAACAGCAUGUGGGAUGGCCACAGCAAAAGGAUGGGACACUCUGGUUGUUCCUGGGGUUCUUGCCGGAAUAUUUGGAAUUGCUAUUGCAACUUUUCUCGGUAUUGGGUUUGGAUUGGUGGUUCUUAAGAAUAUAUAAACAUCUCAAAUGUUGCACAAUUUUGAUAUUGAAAGUUCUUUUUUAUUUAAUUAUUGAUAAGAAAGGAUUAGUGUUCAAGUAGAUUGAAAACUUACGUUGUAUAUGGAUCCAUCAUUAACAAAUGAAAGUACAUGCAACACUCAUUGUUUCCAACGAUUAACCUUUCAUUGGAUUUGUGUGUAUGUAUUCUUUUUCAAUUAAAAAUUAAACGGCUGCAUCUCUGAGCAGUACAAG